Anopheles coustani is the source of this 5868-nucleotide messenger RNA. Its product is annotated as peroxidasin. The transcript is spliced from 11 exons. NCBI's taxonomy places the organism in Eukaryota, Metazoa, Arthropoda, Insecta, Diptera, Culicidae. Gene Ontology annotation, biological process: response to oxidative stress. The record is from RefSeq and is a predicted model, not a curated record. Gene Ontology annotation, molecular function: peroxidase activity; protein binding; heme binding. Bases 1 to 4824 code for a protein of 1607 amino acids.
AUGGAUAGACGGCGUUGUCGAGUGCCUCGGCUGAUUAGAGCCGACGGAAGCAGCAGGCUGUUGCUAAUUGCCAUCGUCGCUGCGACCCUCGUUGUCAUGGUGACGGCGGUCGAAGGGCUCGGUUGUCCACAGAAAUGUGUCUGCCAGCAGCGGACGGUGCGGUGCGUCAAGCAGCAGCUCGAUAACGUCCCGGAAAUGCCGCCCGAUACGAGCAUCAUAGACUUACGCUACAAUCACAUUCGAGAGGUACCAACCGGUGCAUUCGAAGGACUGCAGCAUUUGCAUACGAUCUUCCUGAACGAGAACCAGCUGACGAGGAUCCACUCCGGUGCAUUCCGGGAGCUGCCAUCGCUCAAGUAUCUGUAUCUCAACCGUAACCGUAUUGCCGCCAUUGCACCGGAUGCAUUCAUUUCGCUGAACCGUCUGCACAGCAUGUACUUACACUUCAACAAUCUCACAAGCCUGGAACCACAAACCUUCACCGAUAUGCCGACCUUGGAACGCCUCUAUUUGCAUGGUAACCAAAUUAAGCACAUUCCGGAGGGAAGCUUCGGUCUGUUGCCGGCCCUCCGGCGCCUUCGUCUCGACGACAACGCCCUCGAGUGCGGCUGUUCGCUGCUCUGGUUCUUCCGGACGCUGCAGCAACCGAACCGGAAGUCGCUGGUGGCCGGUGCAACCUGCGCUACGCCACCCGCCCUCGAGGCCCGGCCAAUUAGCACCAUCAAGGAGGAGGAUCUCCAAUGCGCCAAACCGGAAAUUGUCGCCCAACCGAGGGACAUCGAGAUAAGCUACGGGCAGACGGCCGUUUUCAGCUGCAAGGCAUCGGGCGAUCCCCGGCCGGAUAUUGUGUGGCUGGCGAACGACAACCAGCUUCGACCGGACUCGGACAGCCGGAUAACACUUCUGCCCGAUGGCUCGCUGCGCAUCGACGAGGUCGUGCCGUCCGAUGCCGGCCAGUAUCGGUGCAACGCACGGAACGUUCUUGGUGAGGCAGGUUCCAGAGUCGCCCGACUGACGGUCAACAACGAGGUGAUGGAGAGUGAGGCCGAGGCCCCGAAGUUCCUCCGCACACCGACCGACCACCUCGAGCUGCUCGAGGAUGACCCGAUCGUGCUGGACUGUGUCGUUACCGGGGCCCCAACGCCAAGCAUUCUAUGGCAAUUCAACGGCGACAACAUCCAGAACGGACGCAUCAAACUCUUCGGCAACGGGUCUCUAAUUUUACCGGUUUCGACACUUGACGAUGGUGGCGUCUACACUUGCUAUGCCGGGAACGCUCUCGGCAACAUAUCGGUAAACGUAACGGUCAUAGUGAACGCUCGACCGCUUGCCAGCACGAGUUUGCCUGCAGCAUCCGCAACAACGCACUCCCCGGUAACAGUACGCCCGCCGGACCACGCCGCCGCCGCCACAUCGACGCCAUCCACUAACAGUGCUACCCCGCUUCCGAAACCGACGAACAAACCGACCGACGCCGGCCAACCCGUUCCGACGGGGGCCGCCAAUGCAGAACCGGAAGCGCCACCGAGAAUCGUCCUCGGGCCGGAAAAUCAAAACGUGAAAAUCGGCACCACCCUGACGUUGGAGUGUGAGGCGGACGGAAACCCACUGCCGCACAUCUGGUGGAAAAAGGACGGCCUUCCGGUGAACGAAACGAGCCAAGUCUUCUUCAGCGACGAUGCGAUCGAGCUAACGAUUGACCAUGUGCAGGAGUCGGACUCAGGUACGUACGUUUGCGUGGCCGAGAAUGAGCUGGGCAUUGCCGAGGUCGAGGCUGAAGUGGUCGUCAUCAACGAGGGUCCUCCACGGUUUCUCUUCGAGCCGUACGAUCUGGACGCCAUCGAGGGCACCACCAUCGAGAUGCCCUGCAAGGCGGAGAACGACGAUAUACUGCAGAUCAAAUGGCAGAAGGAAGGUCGAACGAUAACGCCGAAGGACAAGGACAAGUACCGUAUAUCAUCCGCCGGCAGUCUGUUCGUCUCCAACAUCACCGAGCUGGACGUCGGACGGUACGAGUGCUCGCUGUUGAACAAAUAUGGCCGAGCGACGGCUAGCGGCAUGCUGACGGUGAAGAAAAAGGCGGAAGCGCUGCCGGGAGAUCAGUACGUGCGCAUAGCAAUUGCCGAGGCUUCGCGGGAGGUGGAUAUGGCCAUAAAUCAAACCAUCGGGCGAAUGUUUGGGGCGGGCCCGAACGCUACCGUCCGCUACCAUGGGGAUCUGUUCCGCAUCGUGCGCUUCCCGACGGGUCCGGCCCGGGAGUUGGCGCGGGCAGCCGAGGUGUACGAGCGAGCGCUGGUCAUCAUCCGGCGGCAGGUGGAAGCGGGCGCCAAUCUUACCACCAACACCACGGACUUCAACUACCGGGAUCUGCUUUCGCCGGAAUAUUUGGACCUGUUAGAGCAACUGUCGGGGUGUAUGGCGCACCGAGUUACCCCGAACUGCUCGGAACGAUGCUUCCACGGCAAGUUCCGUUCGCUCGACGGUACGUGCAAUAACUACCAGCAUCCGACCUGGGGAUCCUCGUUGACCGGCUUCCAGCGAUUGUUGCCACCGACGUACGAGAACGGGUUCAACAGCCCGGUGGGAUGGAACCGAACGGCACGGUACUAUGGCCACCCGAAGCCGAGUGCCCGUCUCAUCUCGACCAGUCUGAUAGCGACGGCUAGCGUAACACCGGACGACCGUAUCACGCACAUGGUGAUGCAGUGGGGCCAGUUUCUCGAUCACGACCUCGACCAUGCCAUCCCCUCGGUGACGUCGGAAAGCUGGGACGGGGUGGACUGUAAGAAGACGUGCGAGUACGCCGCACCCUGCUAUCCGAUCGACGUUCCGGCCGAUGACCCACGCAUCCGCAAUCGGCGGUGCAUCGAUUUCGUGCGCUCGAGUGCCGUCUGUGGUUCCGGCAUGACAUCCAUCUUCUUCGGGAGUGUACAACCGCGCGAGCAGAUCAACCAGCUGACCGCGUUCAUCGACGCCUCGCAAGUGUACGGCUACACGGAACUGUUCGCCCGGGAACUACGGAACCUCACCACGGACGGUGGGUUGCUGCGUGAUGGUGCCCACUUCCCCGGCCAGAAGCCACUGCUACCGUUCUCCGCACCGACCGACGGUAUGGACUGCCGGCGAGAUUUGGACGAGAGUCAGAUCAACUGCUUCACCGCCGGCGAUAUCCGGGUGAAUGAACAGCUCGGGCUGACGGCGAUGCACGUGAUCUGGAUGCGUGAACACAACCGACUGGCCGAGGAGCUGCAUCGGGUCAAUCCACACUGGGAUGGCGAUCGGUUGUACCACGAGGCACGGAAGAUUGUGGGCGCCACGAUGCAACACAUCACCUACAGUCACUGGCUGCCGCUGGUGAUUGGCGAUCGGGGUAUGGCCCAACUCGGCCCUUACCAAGGCUACGAUCCGUCCGUAUAUCCAGCUAUCUACAACGAGUUCGCAACGGCCGCGUUCCGUUUCGGCCAUAGUCUCAUCAACCCGAUACUGCACCGGUUGAAUGAAUCCUACCAACCCGUCCCGCAGGGUCACCUGCCCUUGCAUAAGGCAUUCUUCGCCCCCUGGCGGUUGAUGUACGAGGGAGGUGUGGACCCCCUGCUGCGUGGACUCUACAGCGUGGCGGCGAAGCUCAAGAAACCCGACCAGAAUCUCAACACCGACCUCACGGAACGUCUGUUCGAGGUGGCGCAUGCUGUCGCACUCGAUCUGGCAGCCAUCAACAUCCAGCGGGCGCGCGAUCACGCCAUCCCCGGCUACAACGAGUACCGGAAGCUGUGCGGCCUAAAGGUGGCCACCGAUUUUGACGAUUUGCGGGAAGAAAUUUCCGACCCGGCGGUGCGAAAGAAGCUCGAGCAGCUGUACGGACACCCGGGUAACAUUGACCUUUGGGUGGGUGGAAUUCUGGAAGAUCAACUUCCCCGCGCUAAGAUGGGACCACUGUUCGCGUGCAUCUUGGUACGCCAGUUCCGGGCGCUCCGUGCUGGCGAUCGUUUCUGGUACGAAAACGACGUGUUCCGGCCGGAGCAGUUGGCGGAAAUCAAACGUGCAUCGCUGGCCCGUGUCAUCUGUGACAAUGGUGACAACAUUACCACCGUCACCGGCAACGUGUUCAUACUGCCAGCCCAACAGGGUGGCUACCAGCAGUGCAAGGACAUUCCCCAGCUCAAUCUCGACCACUGGGUUGACGCGCGGGACGACCAGUGCACUCCUACGCCUCCUUCCCAACGGAAGCGUCGCUCGGUGGCACGGGUGCGACGUGCCCUACCUCUGAACGAUAAGCAAACGGGCGGUGACGUACUGCGGGAUCACGAGCUGCAGGUGCAAGGCUCGAAGCAGGAACACUACGCCUUAAACGACAACCAUCUCGAGCCACCGGUGGACGAUACUUCGUUCGUGGACGAUGACAUGAACGAGGAGCGGAUCGAGGGUCUGGAGGCGCUGAUCGAAAGCUUCCAGAAAUCGAUGAAACAGAUGCGCCGCAAAAUUCGACGCCUGGAGCAGCAGUGCUCGGCCGCGGUUCUCGCGGUGGCGGCGGUCACAAACGGUAACGCGGCCCCGGGCGCAGCCAACCCGAGCAAAGGGAAACCGCACGGCCAUUGCGUCGACAGCAAGGGCAUCAAGCGGCUGAACAACGAAAUCUGGAUGCGAGACGAUUGCACCAAGUGCGAGUGCGAACAUCACCAGAUCAGCUGCGAGACGGAAAAGUGCGCCGAGCUGAUCUGCGAGAACAAUCUGGUGCUGGUGAAGGAGGAGGGCAAAUGCUGCGCGGCCUGUGCCGUCGCGGAUGAUAACGGCACCGUGGCCACGAUCAGUAAGGAUGGGCAGUGAGGCGAUAACACUCACUCGGGUCUUUUAUGGUGAGUUUGGAAGAAUUGAUCAAAUCAAACCUCUUUCCAUCGAAGGAUGCCAUGGACCAUCCUUCCCGCUUGGACACGAGUGGAAGCUAUAUAGCUGGUAAUAGCGAAAACUCGUUCCGGCCCAGGUCCGAAUGUCGGCAUGAAAACUAGACAAACUAAUUCAUAGAUACGAAAAAAUAUAUCUCCAAACAUGAUGCAUGGUUCGUGAUUCGUAAAGUUUAGUUCACUCGCUCUAGAAAAGUGUUAUUUAAACAAGUAUUUUCCCUUCCCAACCGUAGGUUGAAACUGUAUUUAAUUUGAAAUCUGAUUUUCUCCCUUGCCCUUGCUUCUAUUUAAAUUUCGACUAUGAAGUUUUUCCUUAUUUUCCAUUCAAAAAUAAGUUUCCUGUAAACAUGCAUCGUUUAAUAGUUGUGUUUUCAUCUUUCUUUUUUUGUAUUGUGACCAUGCCGGUUCACAGAUUGAGCACAAAACAGCAUCCAAUUCACGUACGUUCAUAGUUAAACCAAGUAAACACGUAGCCAACAAUUUACUGCAGUUUUGCGAAACUAGGUUUUAGCAAUAUUAGUACCUUUUGGAGUCAACCUUUAGUGAUAACAUUUCUCCGUUGAUGAUACACAUUUUUGCGGAUUAAUUAUCCAUCAUACCAUGAGGCAGUGGGGAACUAAAAACAAACCCAGAUAAACGAACGCAGUCCUCGACAUUAAGUCAAAUUUUUAGGAUAUAAAGGCAGUGGUGAGGAUAGAAAGUAGUGGCCAUUCGUGCGUGGAGAGGACAGGAAAAAAACCUAUUCACUCACUAAACCGAUACGCAUCUCGGUGCCAAAUGAGGACGAUUGACCUUGCCACUGUGGCACAGUGCAUAUCGUAGGACUGUACCGGCUGCAAGAACUCCGCAUACUCUAUCGACUCGACAACUACUUACUGUAAAUACUUUUUUAAACGUUCAAAUUACCAUUAACUUUAAAAAAAAAAACAAAGAGAAAAAUCUUAGAAACUGUAACCCGCAACCGGCAUCC